Molecule: messenger RNA, 865 nt
Organism: Orycteropus afer afer
Lineage: Eukaryota; Metazoa; Chordata; Mammalia; Tubulidentata; Orycteropodidae
Gene: ATP6V1E1
Product: ATPase H+ transporting V1 subunit E1
Biological process (GO): proton transmembrane transport
Cellular component (GO): proton-transporting two-sector ATPase complex, catalytic domain
Molecular function (GO): proton-transporting ATPase activity, rotational mechanism
Source: RefSeq, a predicted model, not a curated record
CUCUUUCCAUUGGCUGAGAGAGCUCUUGGGGUGGGCUGCGCUGUCACCUGGCAGGAACCGGAAGCCGGGGUUAUAAAGCAAAGGAAGCUGAAACCUACGGUGGGUGUUGCUCUUUUAUUUUUCCAUCGCUGUCUUCAAACCUAAACUCGAGCCUGUUGUCCACCGGUCUAGCAGAGCUUUCGCCAUGGCCCUCAGUGAUGCUGACGUGCAAAAGCAGAUUAAGCACAUGAUGGCUUUCAUUGAACAAGAAGCCAAUGAGAAGGCAGAAGAAAUAGAUGCAAAGGCAGAAGAAGAGUUCAACAUUGAGAAGGGUCGUCUUGUGCAAACCCAAAGAUUGAAGAUUAUGGAAUACUAUGAGAAGAAAGAAAAGCAGAUUGAACAGCAAAAGAAAAUACAGAUGUCCAAUUUGAUGAAUCAAGCAAGACUGAAAGUCCUCAGAGCGAGAGAUGACCUUAUCACAGACCUACUCAAUGAAGCGAAACAGAGACUUAGCAAGGUGGUAAAAGACACAACCAGGUACCAAGUGCUGCUGGACGGACUGGUCCUCCAGGGUUUAUACCAGUUGCUGGAGCCCCGAAUGAUUGUUCGUUGCAGGAAACAGGACUUCCCUCUGGUAAAGGCUGCAGUGCAAAAAGCAAUCCCUGUGUACAAAAUUGCCACCAAAAAAGAUGUUGAUGUCCAAAUAGAUCAGGAGGCCUACCUGCCUGAGGACAUAGCUGGUGGUGUUGAGAUCUAUAAUGGGGAUCGUAAAAUAAAGGUAUCCAACACCCUGGAAAGCCGGCUGGAUCUCAUAGCCCAGCAGAUGAUGCCAGAAGUACGGGGAGCCUUGUUUGGUGCUAAUGUGAAUAGGAAGUUUUUGGACUAA